Messenger RNA from Protopterus annectens (West African lungfish), 1468 nucleotides. It is a transcript of the gene SRSF9, whose product is annotated as serine and arginine rich splicing factor 9. Gene Ontology annotation, molecular function: mRNA binding. The transcript is spliced from 4 exons. The record is from RefSeq and is a predicted model, not a curated record. Lineage: Eukaryota; Metazoa; Chordata; Ceratodontiformes; Protopteridae. Bases 209 to 895 code for a protein of 228 amino acids. Gene Ontology annotation, cellular component: cytoplasm; ribonucleoprotein complex; nucleus.
UUGCGAGGGGAGACGAAAAUAGCUUGAGCUCGUGUACGCGCGCCACACCUAUGUUUUCGGUUAUUGACUACCGCUCGUAAACUGAUUGGCCGCGUGCAUUGUAUGUGCUCGAGCUGCACAGGGAACAGAACGAAGCUUUUGCGUCCUGCUUGGCACAGCACAAAUUCUUUCACUACUGAGAAGAGGAAAAAACACCAAUCUACUGUAAAUGAUGGCAGCGUUUGGUAGGGGAGCUGGUCGAGGAGGUGGUACAAAUGAUGGGCGAGUUUACGUGGGAAAUCUACCAAGUAGCGUUCGAGAAAAAGACCUUGAGGAUCUGUUUUUUAGGUAUGGUCGCAUUCGUAGCGUCGAUAUUAAAAAUCAACGAGGGGUUAUUCCUUUCGCUUUUGUAGAGUUUGAGGACCCCAGAGAUGCCGAGGAUGCUGUGUUCGGAAGGAAUGGAUACGACUUUGGAGACUGUCGACUACGUGUGGAGUUCCCGCGCUCCGUCAGGGGCCGAGGAGGUGGGAUGGGUGGCUCGCGGGGGAGGUUUGGCCCUCCUUCGCGUCGCUCUGAUUUCAGAGUUAUUGUCACAGGUCUUCCUCCAUCUGGUAGUUGGCAGGACCUGAAAGAUCACAUGCGAGAAGCAGGUGAUGUGUGCUACGCUGAUGUACAGAAGGAUGGCACGGGGGUCGUGGAGUUUCUGCGAAAGGAGGAUAUGGAUUAUGCCGUCCGCAAACUAGAUGACUCCAAAUUCCGAUCCCAUGAGGGAGAGACUAGCUACAUCCGUGUCCAGCCUGACAGAGUAGCAGCUUACUUGCGUUCUAGGUCUAGAUCUCCUUCAAGAAACCGUUGGUCACCAUAUGCAAGCAGAGGAUCACCCCGUUAUUCUCCUCCACCAAGAUUAUACCGAUAAAGUUUCCUGAACCAGUGAUUCAUUGUGCUUGUCCUUCUGUGGAAUUUGAUAUUGAUUUUUUUAAAACAUUUUUAAGACUUGCCACAUCUUUAGACUGCUUUGUAAAAAUGGGAAGGGGGGGGGUGAAAAUAAUGGAUGCACUCUUUGGCCUUUUAUUGGAAUAGAAAGUUUGAAAUGCAUUAAUGUUGUAUACAAAUUUGCUCAGUGUCUCUCUGGAUGGUGUACUCUACCUGACCUAGUGAAGGUUGUUGAUGUGUUUACAUCUCUAGCACAACAGUUCCUGUCAAUUGUAUGUUUGGAGGGGGUGGGGUUGGAUAGUGCUGUAAGUCCAUAAACAAUAUUGUCAAGUGGCCUCUAGACAUGUAGAAGGUGGUAGAAUGAUGCUGUAAAGUUUUUUUUUUUUUGUGGUGGUGGUUUUACUUAUGAAUUUAACUUCAGUUUUUUAUUUUAUAUAUAUUUUUUUGCAUACAGGCAUCUUGGCACAACACUACCAAGUGUAACUUGUCCAGUGUUCCUCUUCAUACUUGAUUAUGCCCUUUUUCUGUAGGAAAUAAACUACGGAUUUCAUACUGA